UCAGAGCCACUGAGAGAGAGAGAGAGUCCAAAUCGCUUCAUUUCUGCAACUUCUUCCAUUGUUAUCUUUACCGGUGCUUGAAGGGCAGUUUACCCGCCCGGCUUACUUCUCUGUGUUCUUUAUUGUCUCCGCCGGCAAGAGAAGUUGAGAGUUUAGAGAUGGAGACACCUUCUAAGGUAAAGAAAGGUGCCGCAGGAAGGAGAGGAGGUGGGCCGAAGAAGAAGCCUGUUUCUCGUUCUGUGAAAGCAGGUCUUCAGUUCCCUGUUGGAAGGAUCGGGCGUUACUUGAAGAAAGGUAGAUAUUCUCAGCGUGUCGGAAGUGGUGCGCCGGUGUAUUUGGCAGCCGUACUUGAAUAUCUUGCAGCUGAGGUUUUGGAGUUGGCCGGAAACGCAGCUAGGGACAACAAGAAGAACAGAAUUAUACCAAGGCACGUUUUGUUAGCAGUGAGGAAUGACGAGGAGCUUGGAAAACUUCUAGCUGGUAUAACGAUUGCCCAUGGAGGUGUUCUUCCCAAUAUCAACCCUGUUCUGUUGCCCAAAAAGUCCGACAAGGUCGCCACCAAAGAGCCAAAGUCACCUUCUAAGGCCACCAAGUCUCCUAAGAAGGCUUAAUUGGGCGUGAACCCAAAAAAAUCAGCUCUUUCUCACCAUGUAGUAUGUGUUUUUGUGGAUGUGUAGAUCUUAACAUUUGAACCAUUGUACUUUUUUGAUGUUUCUUCUUUGUUGUUAGGCCUUUGGAUUAAUGAAAUCUGAUUGUAGAUCUGUUAGAUUUCUUUCCCUACAGCCUCUUCUUUGGUUAAUUAUGGAUUUUGAAAACCCUGUAAUCUCUUCUCUUGUUUGGAAAUCAUAGUGGGUGGUGGUCAUGAGUUGAUGAUCCAUCCCUUUCAGUGGUUGAAAAAUAAGAUUCCUUAACAUUGCACCA
Molecule: messenger RNA, 921 nt
Organism: Macadamia integrifolia
Lineage: Eukaryota; Viridiplantae; Streptophyta; Magnoliopsida; Proteales; Proteaceae
Product: histone H2A
Exons: 2
Coding region: 159-611 (150 amino acids)
Cellular component (GO): nucleosome
Molecular function (GO): protein heterodimerization activity; DNA binding; structural constituent of chromatin
Source: RefSeq, a predicted model, not a curated record